Culicoides brevitarsis is the source of this 1709-nucleotide messenger RNA. RefSeq lists its product as uncharacterized. NCBI's taxonomy places the organism in Eukaryota, Metazoa, Arthropoda, Insecta, Diptera, Ceratopogonidae. Bases 74 to 1435 code for a protein of 453 amino acids. The transcript is spliced from 3 exons. The record is from RefSeq and is a predicted model, not a curated record.
UUUAGCACGUUUUGAUCAAAACAUCGUAAUUUUGCUUGUUUCUCGUGUUUUAUUGUAAAUUUUGUCCAAAAUAAUGUCUUCAAUCGGUCCUUUGGAGUCCGAACAGUUGUCUAAUUUGAUCUUAAAGUGGUAUGAAGCCCAAAAAAAUCAAAGUUCAACCAAAAAUGAGGGCUCCGAAAUUGAUGUCAUAAACCUCACGUGGAUUCUAAAAGCGCUCGGAUUUAAGCUGGAUUUCAUGGAUUUUCUGCCAGAAACGAUCAACGAUAAAUCCAAGGAGAUCCACAUCGAGUUAAAAUGCAGCGUCUCUGGUUUGGUGGCUCGACUUAAUUACAAAUUGGAGUCCUGUGUUUGUCCCAAGAAGAAAGAUGAGCAAACUUUUUGGGAAGUUCAAGGAAUUGCGCCAUCCGCAAAGGCUCAAGUCAAGCAAGAAAAUACUUCGAGCAGUUUACUGCCGGAAAUGUCCGAAAGUUGUUCCUUGGUGUCGAAAGCUAUUUUGCAAAAUUUGCUGAAAUAUUACAAGGAUUGCGUUGAAGAAAGUGGUGGCAAAGUCGAGAUAUCCGAGGCGCAAAAAAAGAUUAAAAUUCCAGAAAUUUUCGCUUCGAAGCAAACCAAGUCAGAUGAAGCGUCCGUUUCGAAACCAGAAGUGCCACAACCUGAAAUCGCGUCUCAAGUCCCGAAUAUGCCAGAAAUAAAUGUCGAGAUAAAGGCUGAGGAACCUGCAAUUACGGAAGAAAUGCAAAAUUCACCGUCAGAAAGUUUUAUUUUGCCAAUUUGUACAAACACCACGAACAUUGUCACCUCGAGUCCAAAUGAAAAAUUCGAGGAUCACAGCAGUCGCGAUGCCAACGUUGUGCAAGCUCUUAAUGAAGCACGUUCAAAAAUUAAUCAGGCUUUGCUUUAUAUGAAACUGAAUGUCACGCAAGAUCUUUCGAUGGCUUCGAACAGUAUUUUGAUGACCACGCCGAAGGUUAAGGGGAACGGGUAUGCCAUGGGAACUCCAGGUUCAAUGAAACGAAGUGCUACGGCAAAUGAAAUUACUCAGCAUAGAGCUGCAGCGCAAAAGGCAAAGCAAGCAUCAACAAUUUCACGUCGCAGCAGUUUCGGCAUCAAACAAUCAACCGCAACCCCGCUAAUGGGCACUUCAGCACUAAAACGCAGUAAUUCCAUGCGAAGUGAUACUCCGCGUUUGCAAAAGAUCUCUCAAAAAGUCGCCACUGGCAUUCCCACCAAAUCAACGUCCAGUUUGUCCAUCAGCAACGCCAGCAGUUUGUCGACAUCCAGCAGCUCUUUAAGCUCUGUCACUAGCAAGACAUCGUCCACCACUAAAGAACCGUUCCUCAAACCGUUGCCGGGAUCGAAAAAGAAAAUUGUCCCAAAGGCACCUUCGUUGAUCGAAAGAUUUAAAAUGCAAAAUCCUGUCACACCGAAAAAGUAAAAGCUCAUAAAAAAAUUCAUUUCGUUAGAGUCUACAACAAUUUAUUUAUUUAUUUUUUAUUAAAAAAGAUCUGAAUUUUUCGCCUCUGUCUAAUAGAUAAUAGGUAUUUUUUUUGUAAUAAUAGUACUUAGAACCUAUAAGAUUUAACCAUUUUCGGAGUUUAAUAUUUACAGUACAAAAAUUAACAUCAAUUCGGUUUUUAAAUAUUUUUUUGUUUUGUUUUUAAAAAGGAAUUGCUUCGAACAUUUUUUAUACAUGUAUUUUUGUUGGCAAU